UAUAAAUUUCUGCACCCAAGAAUGAACUAAUGCAACAAGAAUCUAAGCUCUCAUAACAAACAUUGUAGCUGUUGGUUCUUUCUUUCCAUCAAGCAAUGACUUAUGCUAAGCUGGCUACUUUGGCUGUGUUCUUCCUUGCAACAUUGAUAAUAUUCCCGAUGAAGAAGGUAGAAGCCGACCGUUGUGCUAUGGCUGUUUGUUCAGAUUCACUUAAAACAUGUGGUAGCGUAUAUUGUGUUUGUAUCCCCAAUGAAUAUAGAUGCUUACCUGCAUCAUACAAAGAUCUUGUGAAAAUACCUGGAAAAAAUCCAAACUAUUGUCAGUCUCAUGUGGAAUGCAAGGAGAAGGGACGUGGUAGCUUUUGCGCUCGUUAUCCUAGUCCUAAUGUCGAUUAUGGUUGGUGUGUUGCCUCUAUAUCAGAGGCAGAAGACUUCUUCUUCAAGCUUGCCUCUAAAUCUACCGUCACAAAAGACUUCUUGAAGAUGUUUGAGAUAGCUUAAUAUUGAUAAGUCCAUAAAAUCUACAUCCACGAUAUGAUGCAUCUUCUACCUUAAAUAAAUAUUAAUCUUUGUUUCCAAUCGAUGAGUUGGAUUUCUUAGAUAUAAUUGAUGCAUGUAAAUUGGUGUGGAAUUUUAAUAUAUUGUUUUCAGUGUUCGUUUCGUGAAGGAGUCUGAUUUAGGUGGUAAUGUUUAUUUUGGUGGGUGUUGUCCGCAUGGGUGUUGAAGGUAGGGUUUGGCUAGAUCUUGUGUUCAAUGGUGUCUUUUAUGAUGUUUAUUUUCGGGUGUUCCGCCUAUAUACGACGCCUUUAGAUUGUAUUCUCUGAAUCACCGGUCUCUGUUCAUCUUAAGCAGCGAUCUGGUUUUUAAAUAAAAUUUGCCGUUAAAUAAAAAAAAA
Molecule: messenger RNA, 894 nt
Organism: Medicago truncatula (barrel medic)
Lineage: Eukaryota; Viridiplantae; Streptophyta; Magnoliopsida; Fabales; Fabaceae
Product: albumin-1
Exons: 2
Coding region: 96-500 (134 amino acids)
Source: RefSeq, a predicted model, not a curated record